This is a messenger RNA of Doryrhamphus excisus (bluestripe pipefish), 1187 nucleotides long. Its product is annotated as trace amine-associated receptor 13c-like. Gene Ontology annotation, cellular component: membrane. Gene Ontology annotation, biological process: G protein-coupled receptor signaling pathway. Gene Ontology annotation, molecular function: trace-amine receptor activity. The record is from RefSeq and is a predicted model, not a curated record. NCBI's taxonomy places the organism in Eukaryota, Metazoa, Chordata, Actinopteri, Syngnathiformes, Syngnathidae.
AUGAUGGAGAAGGAGGACCGAUUAGAGUUCUGCUUUCCACAACUCAUCAACAUCUCCUGCAGGAAGCCCACGUCUCAUUGGUCUGAUGGUGUUUUGCUAAAUGUUGUCCUGGGCAUCAUCUGUAUCUUCACUGUGGUUCUCAACUUGCUGGUCAUCAUCUCAAUCUCCCACUUCAGGCAGCUCCACACUCCCACCAACCUCCUCCUCCUCUCUCUCGCUGUCUCUGACUUUAUGGUGGGCCUCCUGGUAUGGCCUGGUGAGAUCUACACGAGAACAUCCUGCUGGACUCUUGGAGAUAUUUUUUGUUCUGCGUGGUUCUCCAUAACCGUCAUGCUGACGUGUGCAUCAGUAGGAAACAUGGUGCUGAUAUCAGCUGACCGUUAUGUGGCUAUUUGUGAUCCUCUGCAUUAUAACACCAAAGUCACUGUGAAAAGGGUUCAGCUUUGUGUUUGUCUCUGUUGGUUCUUUUCUCUCCUCCUGUGUAGCAUCAUCUUGAAAGAUGGUCUGACUCAUCCUGGAAAGGCUAAUUCCUGCUAUGGAGAGUGUUUUGUUAGUCUUGACUUUGAAGGCGUGAUUGUUGACCUUGUAAUGGUCUUCGUCCUUCCUCUGGGCAUCAUCGUUACUCUGUACACGAGAGUGUUUGUGGUUGCUGUGUCUCAGGCCCGAGCCAUGCGUUCUCAUGUUACAUCAGUCAAACUACAACAUCCAGUCUCUGUCAGAGCAAAAACAUCAGAGUUGAAGGCAGCCAGGACUCUUGGUGUCCUGGUCCUUGUCUUUCUCAUGUGUCUCUGUCCAUUUUACAGCAUUUCUCUCGCAGGUGACAGCAAAAUAAUAUCUUCAUUUGCCAGCUAUGCCAUUUAUCUGUUUUACCUAAACUCCUGUUUAAACCCGUUGAUCUAUGUCUUGUUCUAUCCCUGGUUUAGAAGAGCUGUUAGACUGGUUGUCACUCUGCACAUACUGCAGCCUGGCUCCUGGGGGGACAACAUACUGUAAAGAAAAGACGGGCUUUCUUUCUCUGUGCAAUAUAAAACAAAAUGUAAACACAUCUUGUUAUAUCUUUCAUCUGAGUAUUAAUGCUGAUUGUACUUGACAGUUAUUUGCUUAAUUGUUACUAACUGAAAGUAAGCCUGUUCGAUUUGAUUUAAAAAUUGGAAACCGGAGUACCCGGAGAAAACCCACGCAUGCAC